This is a messenger RNA of Solanum dulcamara, 1498 nucleotides long. RefSeq names its product protein STRICTOSIDINE SYNTHASE-LIKE 5-like. Bases 201 to 1325 code for a protein of 374 amino acids. The transcript has 4 exons. NCBI's taxonomy places the organism in Eukaryota, Viridiplantae, Streptophyta, Magnoliopsida, Solanales, Solanaceae. Gene Ontology annotation, molecular function: strictosidine synthase activity. Gene Ontology annotation, biological process: biosynthetic process. The record is from RefSeq and is a predicted model, not a curated record.
AACGGAGUAGUUGAGACGAGACACAUUUUGGUAUAAGAAAGCAAACAAAGUGGAAUAAGAGUCAACCAAUUCACUCAGAUACCUUCUCCUUUGCUGACGAAUUGUUAAAUUUUGAAUGUUAAUCCUUCAUCUGCUCCGCUAUUCACAUUAGCCAGCCCGAGUCAAGCCCAACUUCUUCUUUUUCUACUACAACUGGAAAUAUGACUUCUCCGUUCAUCUUUCUUAGGCCUCUUUUUAUAUCAGUAAUCAUACCUGUUAUUCUCGGAAUAGUUAUCUACCAACUUGAUUCCUUCGACCCGGCUCCUUAUCCGACCCAUAUCUUCUCUACUGACCCGCCCAUGCUCGUGCCAAAGCGCAAUAACCAGAUGCUACGUGGCUCGGAAAAAAUAGGAGUUAACGAACUGUUAUCACCCGAAGACGUAGCUUACGAUCAGAAUUCGGGAGUUAUAUACACGGGAUGCGUUGAUGGGUGGGUCAAAAAAGUGAAAGUGAACGAAUCGGCGGCCGAUUCGACGGUGGAGGAUUGGGUUUUCACCGGCGGCAGACCUCUUGGACUUGCUCUAGGAAUUCACGGCGAAGUUAUUGUUGCAGAUGCGGACAAGGGGUUACUACUGAACGUUACUUCAGAGGGUGAGAUUAAAGUGCUAACAGAGGAAGCUGAAGGCCUGAAAUUCAAAUUGGCAGACGCUGUCGACAUUGCAGAUGAUGGAGCCAUAUACUUCUCGGAUGCUUCUUACAAAUAUAAAUUCAAAGACUACAUUUAUGAUUUUCUUGAAGGCAGGCCCUAUGGAAGAUUGUUAAGUUAUGAUCCAUCAACUAAACAGACCAGAACACUACUUAGCGAACUGUAUUUCGCUAAUGGUGUUGCAGUCUCUCCAGAUCAAAAUUAUGUUAUUUUCUGUGAAACUCCUCUAAGGAAAUGCCAGAAGUAUUACAUAAAAGGCGAAAGAAAAGGAACUGUGGAUAUGUUUGUUGAUAAUUUGCCUGGAUAUCCUGACAACAUCCGUUAUGAUGGAGAAGGCCAUUAUUGGAUUGCAUUCGCCACCGAAAAGACAUAUUCAUGGGACUUGGCACAAAGGUACCCAUUCAUCAGAAAGAUAAUGGCUAUAUUUGUGAAGUAUGUUGGACAGCCAAAGGCAGAGAAAAAUGGUGGUGUUUUAUCUGUUGAUUUACAAGGAAAUCCAGUCGAACACUAUUAUGAUGAGGAUUUGACGAUGGUGUCAAGUGGCAUUAAGAUUGGUGAUCACCUGUACUGUGGCUCUGUUAAGUCUCGGUACAUACUUCGCCUCAAUCUGAAACAAAAUCCUGCAGUUCAAACUUCAUAAAAAAGGAAGAUCAUGACAGUUUCAUAGUAUAGAAAUUUAAGUGUUUGAAUUUAAGAAAUAAUGGGUGUAUUUUUUAAUAUAGUCAUUAUAAUUUGUGUAAGAUUUCCACGAUAUAAGAUGUGUAAUAGUGUAGGUGUUGCUUUUUAAAUAAAUAGAGUGCAUCUGCAACUGAA